CGGAGAGGUGUGCUGGGCGGAGGAGGCGCAGUAGCCGAGAGGCUGCCGCAGGCUGGAAAUGUUUCUUGUGAAAAAAACAUGACCGCUCCAUGCAGAAAUGUGGACAUUGUUAGUUUUUCUGAACCUGGGGGUCCUGCACUGUACAGUCUCCUCAACUCCUCCCAGCCCCAUCAAUGUCGUCUUCUCCUCAGUGAAUUUGAGGAAUGUACUGCAUUGGUCCCCAGGAAACAGCACACCGGAGGACACACACUUUACGGUGCAGUAUGCCAUCUACGGGGACAGCGUGAAAGGAAGUAAAGGACGACAGAUUAACUGGAGGGCGGUGCGGCAGUGUACAGAAAUAGUGCGCAGCUGGUGCGAUCUGAGCAAUGAGACGUGGGAUCAGGAGCAGGGAUACCACGCCAGAGUUUGUGCUGUGGGCAAGAGAGCAUCUUCCAAAUGGGCCAUGACACACAGGAGAUUCGAUCCAAAGUCCGACACUAGUUUUGGUCCUCCGCUGGUCUCUGUGGAAAUAGAGGGCAAUAAUGCCAUCAUCACUCUGAAGGGACCAGUGAGAUAUCAGCCUAACAACCAAACCCCGGUGGGUUCCAUGGCUACAUUAUACCCCCAGAUGACUUACAACCUCUCAGUCCACAAUAUCCGUCGCGGCCAGAUAGAUCAUUUCCAAGUGGUCUCUAGUCCGUACAAAUAUCCGCUGAUGGAUCACAAAACAGAGUACUGCUUCUCUGCCAAGACAAGAUUCCUCUCCAUGCCUGUUCAAUGCCUGUCCUCAGCAUGGCACUGCAUAACAUCGCCUCAAGACCCUGUGAUUGCACAGAUGCAGAGGGUGGUUUGGGGCAUUGUUGCUCCAUCUUUGUGCAUGUGUGUGCUUAUGGUGGUUGGCUACUUUCUCCGUAACUACCUGAUGGGGAAAGGACAGAAGAGCCCAUAUAUACUGAACCCACCUUCCUUUCAACCUCCCCUUAUGACUUUCUCUCCUGAGAAUUUCAACCUCAUCCUCAUCAGUGUCAUCAAAGACGAGCCAGGAUCAGAGACUGACAACGCCAGAACAGACCCUGCAUGCCCCAAGCGGCAGCAACACAACGCAGAUCCCCCACCGAGGUACUCCCCCCAGAGGCCCGAAGCACCCUCAGAGCUUGAUGAUUUGUCCAUUGACUAUGGAUUUGUUGGAGUAGCUCCUAAAAUCGAUGUCAUCGGAGAAGGAGACAGUUAUGAGAACAAUGAGUGGAGAGCUGAGGAUGGUCACUCAGCUGGAGUUUACGCUCCUCGGGCAAAGUCCUACCUCUCGCAGAUGUCAACCCACACAUGCACGCAAACACACAUGCCGAUACACUCACAGACACAUUCACGGUCAGAGAAGUGCACACUUGUACAGGCGCAGCCAUGGUCACACUUAAAGUCAGUUUUACUGACCCAAAUUCAGGGAUCAUUACCAUCUUUUCAGGGAGCAACUAAGAGAGAGGUCGACAAAGAGGAGGAGGACAGAGAGUGUCGAGGUUUAUGUCUAAAUAAAAACCCGCAAACUGGCCUCUACCAUGUUCCUGUAAAUCUACAAGCAAAGAAGGAAGUAGGAAGGGUGGAAGAGAUGGACAGAAAGGUCAGAGUAAGAACAGAUGGAAAGAUAGAUGGAGCAGUCAAGGAAGGAGGUGAGAGUGAUCAAGUAGCCCUUCUUUCUGCUUAUAUCCCCCAGAGCAUCAAAUACACACCUACUUCCCACCCUGAACUAUCAGAUUUCUUACAAAAUGACUAUGGUCUAGCUACAGCACACAGUAUAGAGGAAGAUGAGGAGGAGGAGGAGGAAGAGGGAACUCAUAUAAUCUGGGAUCCUGAAACUAGGAAACUAGUUCUGCCAGAGAUGGCGAUGGAGUUCAGCAAGGAGGGGGGGUUGGUUGGGUCGAUGCAGGGAGAGGAAGGGAGUCAGGGCAGGAUGGAAGGAGAGGAGGAGGAGGUGAAAGCUGUGAAGGGCAAGUUGAAGUGGGACAAUGUGUUUGUCACUCAAGCAUCUGAGGAAGAGGCAGAGGCACUUAGAGAGAUGGAGAGAGGUGGGGAAACAGGGUGGGAGGAGAAUGAUAUUUUGAACAAAUGGAAUUUGGUAAUCUCAAUGGACCAGUAGAUGAUAUUCAUCUAUAUACUUACCCCAUUCUUACAAAAAAUGCUCUUCUGCACUUAUCAUUAAAUAUCAUUAUGCAAAAGCAUGACCUAUCAGUUUUAUUUGAAUACACAUGUAAUAAUAUCAAAAUCUUAGGAGCACUUAGUACUGUAGUAGGGUUCUCCGAAACUAGCAUCAAAAUACCAAAUGAUGGGUUUUGUUUUUUUUUGUGAACAGUUUGGUAAACCUGGCAAAUGUUUGUGACAAUAAGCUCUUCCUGUGUUUUCAGGUAGUACAAAAACCCUGUGAAGAAAAUUAACAUUGGUGGUUUCUGUUACUUCUUCAGUAUGUUGUGAUAUUCUAUGUGACCACAGUUUACAAUAGAUAUUCCUUGACUGUACUUAUGUGUUGACUUGAUAAGAGUGAUUAGCAGUAGUAGUUGUGGGUAGUUUUGGUUUUGGUUUAGCAUCACCCUAUCCCUGUUUUAGUUCCAGGUAAAGCACUUAAAUUGUUCUUGUUGAAACACCUUUGGACAGUAUUUGUUUGUAUGCUGGUGGUAAAUUGGGCUGAAUCAUAAUGUAAUUCUUCAUUUUUCUUUUUGAAGGAAACGCUGAUUGUUAGAGGAACAGGAGGUUUUUCUUCGUGAUUAAUGUGUUGAUACACCGUCUGAUGAAGGCAGAGCUACAGCACUUUAGUCUUUAUUCUUUUAUCUAAUUCAGGUUUUAUACGAAUAAUGGAGCUGCCUGGCCCAUAGUGUCAGUUUUCUCUCUUUGUACUAAAAAAAAAGGGACAAUCAGUCAAUAGUAAUUUUCUGCAUUUUAUUUUGGUUCUUUUCUUAACCUUUUUCUGUCUGCAGGAAAAAAAUAGCAUCACUUAGUCAUCUGGUUUUUCUAUUUUUGUAUGCUACAUAGUUUGUUCGUUUUGAGCUGAGAUGUUCAGAAGCUUGCUGGGAUAUUUUAUUUUAAGUUAUCCCACUUUACUUUUCAAUCUACUAUCAGUUCUGCAUUCCAUCAGCAUCAACACAGGCUUAAAAUAAAAAUGAAGAAUAUUUAAUAAUUAAAGCACAGUAAAAAAAAAACAACUUUAACUUCACUUUUGUACCUUUGUUAUUCAGAAGAAUGCCACAUAAUUUAUGUACCACCAUGUAACAAUGAAGGGAAAUAAUUAUGGUCUUUUGUUAGUGUUUUUCCUUUUUCUACACCUCUUUUUGUAGUUCUGUCCAUAUGAAGUUAUAACUACUCAAAAUGAUUUAUACUGUAAUUUACUGUACAAUCUCUUCCUGUGAACUGGUGACCUGCAUGUAUCCAAUGAUACAGGAAGGGGGAAUUCUGAAAACAACUCAGGUUAUCUGCAAUAUGAUGAUAAGUUUGAUGCCGUGCAUGAAGGUGUAAACAUUUUUUUUAAAUGGUUUUACUGUGGGAAAUAAAAAACUGAUAUUUUUAUAUGUUCCCAAGAAAUAAUACCAAUAAUGUGAACUUGUUACAUCGAUUCUGCUCUGCUGUGUUUAUAAAGGUAAAGGCUAAGUGACCAGUUUUUUUUUCUUUCACUUAGAGUAUUGUACACUUACCAGGUUUCGCAUAUUCUCAGGAUGACUCUAUAGCUUUACAAUGUUCACAUACUUAAGAAAAUGUCUGCAUGCCGUGACCGACCUUUGUUCUGUACUAUGUUUGACUUCUAUUCCUGAUACCUGCCUCUACAAGUUGAAA
Molecule: messenger RNA, 3795 nt
Organism: Xiphias gladius (swordfish)
Lineage: Eukaryota; Metazoa; Chordata; Actinopteri; Istiophoriformes; Xiphiidae
Gene: il20ra
Product: interleukin 20 receptor, alpha
Exons: 7
Coding region: 98-2113 (671 amino acids)
Molecular function (GO): protein binding
Source: RefSeq, a predicted model, not a curated record